Messenger RNA from Myiozetetes cayanensis, 6454 nucleotides. RefSeq names its product rabaptin, RAB GTPase binding effector protein 1 (gene RABEP1). The coding region runs from base 171 to 2753 and encodes 860 amino acids. NCBI's taxonomy places the organism in Eukaryota, Metazoa, Chordata, Aves, Passeriformes, Tyrannidae. The record is from RefSeq and is a predicted model, not a curated record. Gene Ontology annotation, biological process: Golgi to plasma membrane transport; endocytosis. Gene Ontology annotation, molecular function: GTPase activator activity; growth factor activity. The transcript has 18 exons. Gene Ontology annotation, cellular component: endosome; endocytic vesicle.
CUCCCCUCCCGCCGCCGGCGGCCGCUGCUGUCACGAUGAGGCGGAGGAGGCGGCGGCCCGGCCCGGCCGCUCCCGUCGCUCUGCCCGUGGCGUAGCGGUCUCCGCCCGGAGGAGGCCGCGGCGGCGGCGCCCGCCCAGCCCAGCCCGGCCCGGCCCGGCCCAGCCCAGCCAUGGCCCAGCCGGGCCCCAGCGCCCCGGCCGACGUUGCUCUUCUACAACGGGUGGCAGAAUUGGAAAAGGUCAAUGCAGAAUUUCUGCGCACAAAGCAGCAACUUGAGCAAGAAUUUAAUCAAAAGAGAGCAAAAUUUAAGGAGCUAUACCUGGCUAAGGAAGAGGACCUGAAAAGACAGAAUGCAGUGCUGCAGGCAGCCCAGGAUGAUCUGGGCCAGCUGAGGACCCAGCUGAUGGAAGCUCAUGCCGAGAUGGAGAACAUCAAAGCAAUAGCCACAGUGUCAGAGACCACCAAGCAGGAGGCCAUCGACGAGGUGAAGAGACAGUGGCAAGAAGAAGUAGCUUCACUACAGGCCAUUAUGAAAGAGACAGUUCGUGACUACGAGCUCCAGUAUCACCACAGGUUGGAGCAGGAACGGGCUCAGUGGAACCAAUACCGGGAGAACGUGGAGCGGGAAAUAGCAGAGCUGAGACGGCGCCUGUCUGAAGGGCAGGAGGAAGAAAACCUGGAAAAUGAAAUGAAAAAGGCCCAGGAAGAUGCCGAGAAGCUGCGUUCGGUUGUGAUGCCCAUGGAGAAGGAGAUUGCAGCCCUCAAGGAGAAACUGGGAGAAGCUGAAGAAAAAAUCAAAGAGUUGGAAGCAUCCAAGGUUAAAGAACUGAACCAUUAUUUGGAAGCUGAGAAGUCGUGCAGGACAGACCUGGAGAUGUAUGUGGCUGUUCUCAACACACAGAAGUCAGUCCUGCAGGAAGAUGCUGAGAAGCUUCGGAAAGAACUCCAUGAAGUUUGCCACCUCUUAGAGCAAGAGAGGCAGCAGCACAACCAGCUGAAACACACGUGGCAAAAAGCCAACGACCAGUUCCUGGAGUCCCAGCGUCUGCUGAUGAGGGACAUGCAGAGGAUGGAGAUCGUCCUGACCUCGGAGCAGCUCCGGCAGGUGGAAGAACUGAAAAAAAAGGAUCAGGAAGAAGAUGAUCAGCAAAGGCUUAGCAAGACAAAGGAGGAGAAGCAGAAAGAUUCAGAUGAUGAAACAAAAGCUUCAUGUUCUCUGGCCCCUGAGGAAACCCUUACCCAGCUCUCUAAUGAAGAGGUGCAGGUGAACAGCACCCACGGCUCAGUCCAUUCCCUGGAUGCAGACUUGCUGCUUUCUUCUGGAGAGUCUUUCAAUAAAUCAGACACUGAUAUGUUUAAAGAUGGACUAAGGAGAGCACAGUCAACAGACAGUCUGGGGACAUCUGGAUCUUUACAAUCCAAAGCUUUAGGGUACAACAACAAAGCCAAAUCUGCUGGGAACCUGGAUGAGUCGGAUUUCGGACCGCUCGUUGGAGCAGAUUCAGUGUCUGAGAACUUUGAUACUGCUUCCCUUGGAUCUCUGCAAAUGCCAAGUGGGUUCAUGUUAACCAAAGAUCAGGAAAAAGCAAUCAAAGCAAUGACACCAGAGCAAGAAGAGACUGCUUCCCUGCUUUCCAGUGUCACCCAGGGUGUGGAGAGUGCUUAUGUGUCUCCCAGCGGGUAUCGCUUGGUCAGCGAGACCGAGUGGAACCUGCUGCAGAAAGAGGUGCAGAAUGCAGGGAACAAGCUGGGCAGGCGCUGUGAUAUGUGCUCCAACUACGAGAAGCAGCUGCAGGGCAUCCAAAUCCAGGAGGCCGAGACCAGAGACCAGGUGAAAAAGCUGCAGGUGAUGCUGAGGCAGGCGAAUGACCAGCUGGAGAAGACCAUGAAAGAGAAGCAGGAAUUGGAGGAUUACAUGAAACAAAGUGCUGAAGACUCCUCUAAUCAGAUCUCCCUGCUCAUGGCCAAGUGUCAGAAGUCAGAGAACUUCCUCAGUGAACUGCAGCAGGCGUUUCUGCAAGCCAAGAGGAGUGUCCAGGAGCAAAUGGCGGUCCUGACACAGUCAAGGGAGCAGGUUUCAGAAGAGCUGGUGAGACUGCAAAAAGAUAAUGAAAGUCUUCAAGGCAAGCACAGCUUGCACGUGUCUUUACAGCAGGCUGAAGAUUUCAUCCUACCAGAAGCAGCAGAGGAGCUCCGGGAGCUGAUCCUGAAGUACCGGCAGGACAUCAUCAGCGUGAGGACAGCAGCAGAUCACCUCGAGGAGAAGCUCAAGGCCGAGAUUUUAUUCCUGAAAGAACAGAUUCAGGCUGAACAGUAUCUGAAGGAAAAUAUAGAAGAAACCCUGCAGCUGGAAAUAGAGAAUUGCAAAGAGGAAAUAGCUUCCAUUUCCAGUUUAAAAGCUGAACUGGAAAGAAUAAAAGUGGAAAAAGAACAGUUGGAAAGUUCUUCACAGGAAAACCUGCAGCAGCUUGAGAGUCUGCAGGAAGCAAAGAACAUUCUAGAAGAACAGCUGAAGAAGGAGACUGCAGCAAAGGCCAACCUGGAGCAGCUGGUGUUUGAGGAGAAGAACAAAGCCCAGCGUUUGCAGACUGAAUUGGAUGUCAGUGAGCAAGUGCAGAGAGACUUUGUAAAGCUUUCUCAGACACUUCAGGUGCAGCUGGAGCGGAUCCGGCAGGCAGAUUCCCUGGAGAGAAUCCGUGCAAUCCUGAACGACACAAAACUGACGGACAUUAACCAGCUCCCCGAAACAUGACACCCUGCGGGGGCAGCCCCGCGGCCGCGGCGGGGGUUUUUAACUCAUCUUUAUAGCGACAUUAAUUAUUAUUUAACUCUAACCGAAAGAGCAGAAGACAACAGAGGGGAGCAAUGGCUUGAGUUUUGUUUCUAGAGGGGAAAAAAAGGUUUCGUACUGGGCAGGAAGAGAGAGCACAAGGGUGACUUGCAGGGUAGGAAGGAGAACUUUCUAAUGGAAACACUAAUGAGUGCGGUGUUUCGUGUUCCACUGAGUGGGAUCAGUCCUUACAUUCUGAAAAACUUCCCUCUUUCAGCCGACUUCGUAACCUAAUAUAGAGUUUUGGAACAUUUACCCCUGUCUUUCCCUCUGUCCUUUCCCCCACUACUGUGAUCAAAGUAGCUGCUGGAAACCGUAUUGUCCCUCCAAAACGUGGAAGAGCAAAGUGGUUGAAGUUUUUCUGUUUGAAUAGUCAGUAACAGUAUUCAGCUAGCAGAGAGGAUGAGGUGUAGAGUAUGCUGUAUGAAUAUUUUAUAUUAAAAUAUGACUUUAUUAGCAGGACACUGGAUAUUGAUCUUAUUUCAUAACUCAGUACUUCUUUUGUUUUGUUUUGUUUUUUUUUUAAACCAUUGGCUCUGUGAAGAAUCUGAAUGCUGCUGAAACGUGGAUGUGAGUGAGCUGUGUCUCUCCUGGACAGAUAAAUGCUAAUCCAAAAGAAAAAUGAAAACUGUACUGAGAAUUUAUCUCCUUGCCAUUUUUCUGUUGAAUUCAGAUACUGAGAGAAAAGCACAAGAAAUGCACUGUUUUGUAAUCUCUUCUCACAAAUGUAAUUCAGAAUACGGAGCUACAACCGGUUGUUUCUCAUCUCUAAAGCUGAGCAGUACCUGGAAUCCCUUCCCUUGGGGAAAAAAACCCAUUAAACCAAACAAAUCCAGCCAACCCAAGCUGGUGAAAGCCCUGUGCAGUGUGUGAGCACUGGCACGAGGGGAUGCAGGGCUGCUCUGCUGGGGGUCACACCGGCAGCAGGGCAGGAGGGGUCAGGGGAAGGGGCUGUGCUGGAUCAGCCCCUGCAGGCAGGGAUUCCUCGCUCCCACUCAGGGCUCGGGUGUGCAGGAGCUGCAGGACUGUGCUGGUGCAGCUGGGCAGGCUCAGGGCAGCUGCUGGGGGAGGUCUGGUGUCAGAGGGGACUGUCCCACCCUUCUGUACCCAGACAUUUACCGUGUACUGCAGGGGCAGGGAAUUCUGGUGAUCAGAAUUCAGCUGCCAGGCUUGGGUUUCUUGUUCUGUAAAUGUCCAGGGGUAACGUGAGCAUUCCUCCUCCUCCAGCUGCUGCAGUUCCAGGCACACAGCUGGAUGGUUUCCUCUAUGGCUGCAGGUGUUGAUGCUGGUGGUGCAAACCCAGUUCUUCAGAAUGGUCCCUACUUAAACCUCAUUUAAAAGGAGGAGGCUGGAGGAGCAGAUCACACUGUCCAAAACUUCUUAGACUUUCCUCCAUUCCUUACUGUUUUUUCUUUAUGUCCUUGGUCACAGAUCUGCUUUUCUUCAUCACCUUCAAAAGUGACAGAAAAUGCUCCAAACUGCCAUGCACAUGACUGUAUUUUAAGUGCUUAAAUCCUAUUUUUAGCAGUGGAUAUCCUGCUACUGACACAAAGUCAGAAGUGGUGGUUUUGAAGAGGAAUGCCUUAAAAGCAGCCAAAAAGCAGCUCAAUUCCUUGUCACUCCCUGCAAGAAUUAAAGCAUUUUAUUCACCCUAGUGAUUAAUCCCCUUCAUAAUCCUGACACCCAAAAGCCAUUUGUCCCACCUUAGCAAUGACUAGACUAACAGAUGGCAGGGCUGUCAUCUUCUUAAGAUGACACUUAAUUUCACAUAAAAGUGACAGUGAAGUGUGACUUGGGUCUUUGGUAUUUGGCUAUUACCAGAUUAUGCUUUCUUUAACCUUUCUCACUCUGUGCUGAGCUGAGGGUGACAGCAGCUGGGUCCUGAUGCAGAAAUCCAGUCCCAGGUGUUCUGCAUUCAGCUUUCCAGUGGUUGGGGUCCUGUUGUGCUGGGUCAACUUUGGAGACAAAAAUACAGGCCUUUGGUAGGAGCUGCAGAAUGAGAAGCUUUUGCCUCUGUUCUCCCCCUCCCUUCCCAAAAACGGAGGUGUAACUGGUUGCUGAGUUGGUUACUGUACCUGGUGACACUUCACCUGUUGUAGCAGGGUGAGGAGGCCUCUUGUGUGGUAAAACUGCACCCCCUCCUGUACCCUCUUGAGCAACUGAGCCCUUGAGGAACCGCACCUCGAGGACUUGCACAGUAGAAGGAUUUUUGGCUGAGUUUCUGGACUGUCCCAGUGUGAGAGAUGAUUUCAGAUGGUCCAGGGCUGGUGUGGCUGUUCCUUGGCUGUGUUUUUUACAGGCUGUUUGACAGGGGGGUGUCAGGGUGAGGUGGUGGCUGCAGCUGUGGGGAAGGAGGUGAGUGGGCAGGUGCUUUGGGCUCCUUCGUAGCCACAGGACCAGCGUAGCUGUUGCCAAACGCAGCUCUGCCUGCCUGGGGUGUGAGUGUGAGAGCGUGUGGGGUGUGUGGGUGUUUCUUGCUUGUGAACCAGGCACAGUUUGAGUCUGUGGAGGAACUUCUUUCUGUUUGGAGAGGACGGGCAGAGAAUUCCUGCACGGUUGUUUUCCUUUUCACCACCUUGUUCCAUCCCGCCCUGCACACCCAGUGCUCCUGGGUCAGUACCUGUGGCCAUUUUAGCUUUGGAACACGAGUCAGCUUCUUCACCAGCUGGUGUUUAACUUUAGAUCAGACUUUUAAACCGUUUCUGUUGCAAUUGGAAGCCUGGUUGUUCCCAGCAGUGGUGGGAGAUGAGCUCCCUGCAAACAGCUGUCCCUCCUGGGGAAGGACAGCACAGCUUCAGCAGCAGCUCUGAGCUUCUGCUGAACUCGAACUGCAGAAACUUGAAGGGGCCUUUAAAAACCAAACAGUACAGUGUGUGCCAAAUGUGCAGAGCAAAUUUAAAAGACUGUAAAUGUAGUGAAAGCUCUUGGUGUCGAUACUCACUGGGUGGUGGAUUAACGGUGUUACUGCUCAUGGACAUGAGAAAACAGAUGCUCUUCCUUCCAGUUCUGGGUGUUCUGGAGCGUGGUUGGGGUCGGGGGGUGGGUUCCUUCCGCUCAGGCAGUGCUUUGUAACCAGGUCAGCUGCGAUCCAGGGGGUGAGCUGGUGGUGCGGGCUGUGACAGGGGCGAGAUCGAGGUCUGUCUGCAUUCCUGUACCUGUAUAGUCUUACUCUGUACAAAAGUGUUCUUGCAGCAUGUCAGGUAACCCUGUUCCCCGGCUGUCCCAGCCCUCCCUCCCUCCCCAGCAGCUUCCCCGGCACCCCCUGCUGUGCCACGUUCCAGCAGUGCAGUAACUCCUGUUCAAACCUGAGCUUGACGUGUCGCCUUUUCUAAGGGGAAGGGGGGAGGGACAACAACUAUUUAUUGUCCACUAGAGUCUGUCAACAGCAGAUACUGAAUUGGCCUUUCAAUGGCGAGAGGGACUCCAGGGCCAUCUUUUGCUCAAGGCAAACUGUUUGGAAGUUAAUAUUGCAUUCCAGUGAGCCAAGCCAUUGGUGUCCUGUGCAAUCGUGGGUGUAGAAUUCUGCUGUCUCCAGGAUUCCAGUGUAACCAUUUGUUAACUGUAUUGAAGGUGUGUCCUCUAUGGAGAAAGUGUUCCAAAUUAAAAAAAGCUGCUGAAGUGUG